Molecule: messenger RNA, 552 nt
Organism: Kluyveromyces marxianus DMKU3-1042
Lineage: Eukaryota; Fungi; Ascomycota; Saccharomycetes; Saccharomycetales; Saccharomycetaceae
Gene: ARL1
Product: Arf family GTPase ARL1
Exons: 1
Coding region: 1-552 (183 amino acids)
Biological process (GO): vesicle-mediated transport; intracellular protein transport
Cellular component (GO): cytoplasm; Golgi apparatus
Molecular function (GO): GTPase activity; GTP binding
Source: RefSeq, a predicted model, not a curated record
AUGGGUAACUUUUUCAGUUCUAUGUUCGAUAGACUAUGGGGUGUGGAUAAAGAGUUGCGUAUACUUAUUUUGGGUCUCGAUGGUGCUGGUAAAACUACCAUAUUGUACCGUUUGCAGAUAGGAGAGGUGAUAACGACAAAGCCAACAAUUGGUUUUAACGUGGAGACCUUAAAUUACAAAAAUUUAAAGCUAAACGUCUGGGAUCUUGGUGGACAGACUUCUAUUAGACCUUACUGGCGUUGCUACUACGCAAACACAGCAGCAGUUAUUUUUGUUGUUGAUUCAACAGACAAAGAUCGUAUGAAUAUAGCUUCAAAGGAAUUGCACUUAAUGCUACAAGAAGAAGAGCUACAAGAUUCAGCACUACUUGUUUUUGCAAACAAACAAGAUCAGCCGGGGGCACUGAGCGCUUCUGAAGUUUCAAAGGAAUUGAAUUUGGCCGAACUAAAAGAUAGAAGUUGGAGUAUAGUUGCUUCCAGCGCUAUCAAGGGUGAGGGUAUUACCGAAGGUUUAGAUUGGUUGAUUGAUGUUAUAAAGGAGGAGCAGAUGUAA